Molecule: messenger RNA, 7228 nt
Organism: Xiphophorus hellerii (green swordtail)
Lineage: Eukaryota; Metazoa; Chordata; Actinopteri; Cyprinodontiformes; Poeciliidae
Gene: spag17
Product: sperm associated antigen 17
Exons: 48
Coding region: 112-6246 (2044 amino acids)
Biological process (GO): epithelial cilium movement involved in extracellular fluid movement; axonemal central apparatus assembly
Cellular component (GO): axonemal central apparatus
Source: RefSeq, a predicted model, not a curated record
GGUUGCUAAGGACAACACAAACAUUCUACAUGAAAACUUCAUAGUUUUAACUUCUUACACCUGAUUUUUGGCGUUGUUUUGUUAAUUUUACACCCCCAAACGUUUUCAAAAAUGCCACCGGCAGGUAGAAAAGCCUCUGGUAAGAAAAGUUCCCCUGUUCAACCUUUUAACAAGAACUGGGAGGCUGAUCUCAUCAAAGCGCAGUUCGAGGACACUUGGCUUGCCUGUGUGUCUCUCGUGGUUGGAGAUGGUCCAGAAGAAGAGGAAGAACUAAUCAAGUCUCUGGUUUUGAGUUUUGAACGUCCACAGCGCAAACUUUUCUCCCUCAUAUCGUGGGACAGCACAGUUGAAAAGAUCAAUAAGCUGGGGAAUCCCAAAGCAAAAAAGCCAGAUAAUCUUCCCUUGUUUUAUGAGUGUACUGAGCCUGCUAAAUUGUUGCUGGAUGCCGGAGAGGAAAUUCCCAUCGAUCUGGUGGCAAAAUUAGUGAAAUUCCAGCUGCUGGAGGUUAAAGCCUGUGAUCAAAAGAGACGGGAAGUUGAGCAGCUGAAAAGUGAAGAACAAAAAGGAAAGACUCCACCUCAGUCUGAUGGCAAGGGCAAACAAAAGGACAAAAAAGAGAAAAAGGGAAAGGGUCAGGCCGCUGGUUCAGACCUCUCCAAGGACAAGAAAACUAAGCUCAAACGCAGGGGAGAUGCUGAGACGCCCAUAUAUAUAGAUGAUGAGCCAAAGGAUGGUCCCCAACACUAUAUUCUGAUAGUCGGCUUCUACCAGCCAAACCUGAUAGGAGUGCUUAAUACCAUCGGUGUUCAUGUUGCGAAUGUCAUCAAGUUGUGCUCCAAGCACAAAGAAGUCUCUCCAGAACCAGUAGAGCUGGACGUUCAGGAGGAAGCGGAGCAGAGUUUUCCAGUUGUGCCUGCAGAGGUUCCAGAAAGUACCAGAAAGCUCAACCUGUUCUGGACUCACCUGAAGUCUGUUUUAGACAGCGGCCCACCAGACUCUAAGCUCCAUGAUGUGAUUCAGCUGAACUACAUCGUCCCAGAUCUCACACUCCCGUUCGAAAUACCGGACCCUCACUCUCUGCUGGAGCUGGGAAGCCGAGUGUUUGACGAUGUUGCCAGACUCAUCUAUGACUGUCUGCAGUGGCGCCGGCAGCAUCAGCACUACAGAGACAAUGUCCGGCUCAUCCGUAUACCCACAGCUGUAAAGGAGGAUGUACAUACUGAAGAGUUACGUCGUGAGUCCGUUGCUCCGCUGAUGUCUCGCUCUAAAAAGAAGCUAACCAAAGCAUCUACCUCACCACCUUCAGAAAGCAAGGCGCCUCCAACUGUACCUGUGAACGUGGACAUGCGUUACUAUAACAGCCUGUUGGACAUGGUUCCCCCUGAAGCCUGUUCUGUACCCCUGAUAUUGCACUCUAUGCUGGAACAGGUGGUGGUUUCCUCAGAGGUGCCUGUGCUCCCUUUGUUUCACAUUUCUGAGGAAGAGGACAAACCUGCCACCGGUCCCUGGUUAGAUUGUGAUCUGGUUAGUUAUAUGCUCCAAAGCUUCCUCCCUCUGCUGAACACAGAAGAAGAGAAACAUCAUUUGUUAGAUGAGGCCCUCACUACCGUGGAAAAGGAAAAGGACAAGGAGAGACUGAUGAAGAAUUAUGGGACAGAGCAUGCUCAGAGGCCUGGUGACCCUGUGCUUCUCAGAUACCACGACGAGAGGGGAAUAAGAUUACAGAACAUCACCGGGUCUAAGGGUUUUAAUCCGGCUGAGAUAGAAACAUCCAUUUUGAAGACUAGUCCAGUCUCGAAGCUCAUUCAGUCCGUCGCUGAACAGAGAAACGGUGACACCUGCUGGAGGGGAAUGAAACAACAGCUGCAGCACUACUGCACAGAUGAGGACAUGCCCUGGCCCGAGGUGGAGCGGCUGUUUGAUCAGAGCGUGUUUGAGGCUAUGCCACUGACCACAGUGGAUCAGCUGGGUGUUUUACUGAAUGAUGAUGAAACACAGCAGACACAAACCGUUAUUCCCUGGGGAAAUCCUUUGUUAUAUGCUAGACAGAAGCUUCAAACCCCGCGGACUAUAGAGCCAACGUUUCUCACUGAAGACCCUGGAAACUCAGAGCACCUGAAUGGGGAAAUUGGCAGCCAGCUGGAUUUAUGUGAAAUCCAGCACUGGAGACAAAGAUGUCUGUUUGACUGGUACUAUACAGAACAUCACAGUGCCACUGUUUUUCCACAGGUUCUGCAAAAGGCCUCAGAGGAAUAUUGUUGCAUGGACAUCUUCAGAGAAAGCUAUGCAAACAUCUUAUAUGUUUUUUGCCACAAUCCUAUGAAUUCUCACGGCCUGUCCAAACAUUUCUGGGAUGAGGCCCUCCACAGUGAUGUCAAGUUCAGAAAUUAUCUGGAGCAUGUUGCUGAUAAAAUCUACGACUGGACAAUGGACGAAGAGGUAAAGAGGGAGGAAAUGCUGAUGAAAAGCCAGAUGACUCCAACAGACCUUGAACGCCCCGGAGCGGAGGAAGAAGCUCAGGAACCAGUCAUCAGAAAGGAAUCCCUCAAAGCCUGGAAACUGGAGCAGGAGCGACUGAAGAAAGAGGAGUUGGACAAAAAAUUAAAGAAGGAGAGUAAGGGGAAAGGCCAGAAGAAGGCAGACAAUGACAAAUCGGCUGACAAGAAAGGCAAAGUUUCGGCUGAUGAUAAGAAGGAUAAAAGAGGCAGCACAGCCAAGAACCCCAUCGAAUCGGCCAUUUCCUUAGCAUCUGCUGAUGCUGAAAAGGGAGACCCUCUUCAGACAGAGGAACCGGACAAUAGAUUCAUCGGCUACAGCAUGGACGGACAGCUGAUUCACGUGUCGGGAUGUGUCCAGCAAAUCUACACCUCAGAUGGAGGACGCGUCACUGUGGAGAACGUGAACUUUGUGGAAGGUUCUACCUUAAUAAAAGUAGCGUUGAGGAAGGACGGACACCAUUUCUACACACACGUCAACCAUGUUGUUACCAAACACCUGAAACCUCCCAGCGAGCCGCAGGACAAAAAGAACAUGGAGCUGAAGGGUGAAGUGAAAGUUUUACAGCCAGGAGCAGUGAAGCUGUGCUCCUUCUCAGCAGUCCUUCACAAUCAAAUCCACCUCUCAUACAGUUUCUAUGGCGCAACAGGACAAUACAAAGAGAGUCUUGAGGAGGAGGCGGCUAAGGAGGAAAUCCCAAAAGCCUCCCCGGAAGAACCCGUCGCUUUGCCUUCUUCCAACUCUAUCUCCAUGUUGCCACGGCAGUCCAGUCAGGAAUGUGCAGAGCAGCCAGCUGAGCCGUCGCCUCAGCCACCGCCGUCGCCUCAGCCACCGCCUCCGUUCAACAGCCUCACCCUUUCUGUUCCCAACGGCCUGCUGCUGCAGUUUCAGCUUGACGACUCGCAAGGAGAGUCGCCUGAAUAUGGCGUUUUAAUCAGGCAGAGCUUUCCUUUCCACUGUAAACCCGGGCUGGAUCUGCCGGACAAAUCCCUUUCUCAGGAACUGUAUCGCAUCAUUACCAACCAGGGAGUCGUGAUUCGUUACCUGAGAGACGGCGCCGCAGAGCUACUGUUUGCAGAUGGAUCGGUCAGUUUCAGCCCAGGUUCAGGUCCAGGUCCAGGUCCAGUGUUGGUGUCUGAUGAUGAGCAGAUAGAGGAGACCUCAGAGAAGGAAGAUGAGCCUCAGAAACGAUCGUGGCAGACGACCACUUCAACUGGAGAGCGCAUUUGGACCACUGGACCAACAUACAGCGUCGUACCCACAACCUCUCUGUGCACCUUCUUGGCCACAGACCCCUUCACCCAGGAGGUGAUGCUGACCCGGGAAGAUCUGGUGGUUACGGUCAAGAGCCCAGAUGGAUCUAUUAUCGCCGAGCAUGCAGAUGGAACAAGGAUCACCACCCUCUUUCUAGUCACACCACCUAGCGAGGAGGUGCCUGAUUGUGUGACCAAACCAGAUGAGCAUGAAGAUGUUUGUGACAAAGGAGAAAGGAUGAGCGAAACCUCGGAAACCCACGAAUUGAACGAAACGGUUUCAAAUGAUAAGAGUGAAGAAGAAAAAGAGUCGACCAGAGAGCGGGUGGUGAUUGUGGAGAAGGAGGGCUGCGCAUCAGUAGUGAUGUACCCGAAACGCCACACAGCUCACGUGUUUUUAGCUGAUGGAACCAUCAUCACUGGGAACAACCAAGCGGAGUAUGAGGUGUUCCCGUCUAGAGACGGGUUUCUGCACAUCCAGACUGAUGGGAAAUGUGUUUAUACCUCUGACCUCGAGCCAAAUGCUUGCUCCCCCUCCAACCGACCAGGAGUUUACACCAUGAGUCACACAGACGAAGUGGUGUGUGAUGUUUCAGACAAGAACGGAAACCACUUCCAGGUGGUAGAAUAUGGACAGACUUUGCUGCUAAAUACAAGUCCCGCUCCAGAAACUCCUACACAAGAGGAAGAAGAGAAGACAGACAAAUCAAGGGCCACGCUUGAUGUAAAACACAAAGAUCGUUGUCCCAGGAUUUUUCUGGUGUAUAAAGACGGUUCUGGCACUGAACUGCUGAACUCUGAUAUUGUAGAGGAGCAGCUCCAAGAGGCGUACUCUGACCCCACCAUCGCACUGCUUAAGGAGCCUCUACCAGACAGACAAGAUGAGUUUGGCGUCACUAUCCUGAAGCCGGGCCACCCGAGCGUCUGGUCCAAAUGGGUGCUAAAGAAACAAAACCCUGAUAUCACCCCUCCAAAUCUCAGGAACCGCUCUGAUGACUUCCAUACUGCAGAGGUCAGCCCUCCACUUGGUUCUGGCACCAGCGUUGCUCUGUCUCAUAGGGAGAGAUGCGCCAGUUCCUUAGCACGGCAGCGUAUCUGGAGCUGCCCGAGAGUCCUGGAGAUCAGGGAACUCUCCCAGCACCGACCCUUUACCACGGUGUUCAGAGACGCUCUAGAUUCACGGCUAAAGGACUACAUCGAGUGGCUGAUACAGAGAGAGGUGCUGGCAGAGCAGAUGAAACUGAAAGAGCUCCGCAGUGACGAGGAGACUGCUCAAGCCACAGAUCUCCUCAGUCUCAUUCUGUCUUUUGCAGAGUUGGACGAUGAGAGCCACGGUUCUGAUUCCAGGAGCUCAGGUGCAAAAACUAAAUCAUCUGUAGCGGACUAUGCCAGUAUGUACAGCCAGGGAGUCAAAGCAUCAGUUGACUCCCUUGCUUCAGAAGGAACUGACAACUUGGGUGCUGGUGACAUCUUUUCUACUGCUAGAAGAGAGUCAAGAUGGCCUGAAAAACUUGAGCUGCACAGACAGGAGAUGAGUGAAGACAAGACUUACAAAGAGGCUCUGAGGAAGAAGAGUUCUGUUCCUUAUUUCCAUCCAGAAAACUUUCAUAUUUACCAAAAUCUGCUACAGUGCCAAAGACCCAACAUAAAGAGUACAUCACAGGAUCUUCCACUGCCUACCAAGGUGGACAGUGUUGAUAAAAGUACCAGUGUGGACAGAGUUGAGCCUGAUAUGAAAGAUGCAUCAACUCAGAGCACUUCACAACCUUAUAACCUACCAGUUCCUUCACCAGAAAGUCAAGCAGAAGAAAGUGAGAGGAUGUCUGAAAGGAGACACUCAGACCUCCCCAAACACUCUCUUGGUGAAAGCAGUCUGAAGAGCUCAUCCAGGCGCUGUAAGUCAGUCCAGGUCGAUGUGACGGGACAACCCAGAAGUUCGAAGGUCAGACUGCCCGGCUACCUCCGCGGCUCCAAACCCUGCAGCGUGCCAAACAAACAUUUCCUGAAGGUGGAAGAACCUGUGAGGAGGCAUUGUCGGAUAGCUACCCUGACUGAUCCCGGUGCUGCGUUGAGGGGCUUCCUGCUCAACCCAUCGCGUGUUGACUUUGGUACGCAGCAAGAGGGCACCUACGCCACCAUUACAGUGGCAAUGAAGAAUUUGGGAGUCGACCCAUCCAGGUUCACCGUGAAGCAGCCUCCUCCAUCCACAGGCCUCAGAGUCAUCUACCACCCUGGACCUGUGCCCUCAGGUCUGCAGACGGAACUGCAGGUCCAGCUGUUUUCCACGUGUGAUGGAAUCGAGCUGAAGAAGUACGUCUCCGAAGACAUAACCAUCCUCACUGAAGCUGACAUUCUCUACCUUCCUGUCACUGCUGUCAUCCUUACUGAGAGAUUUUAUGUGGAGAAGUCCAUGUGUGCAUGCAGACAGGCAGGGGCUGAGUCCAUCUGCUCUCACAGCUGGCCAGAAGGUCACAUGGAUGAGCCUUCAGCGCCCUGAUCUAUUCUCAGGCUACACUUGCAGCACAUGGACUCCAGUCUGGAUUGAACUUUGAAAAUAUAGUCCCCAACAAAUAAUAGUGGUGACUUUGCAGCUUUUUCUCAUUGCUGGCAGCUUCUUAUUUAGUUUCAUUUGAUCCCAGGUAGACUGGGAAGAAACUGGAGUACCUGGAGAGAACCCACGCAUGCACAGGGAGUUCAUGCAAACUAAGAGCAGGAUUCUUGCUGCCAGGCAACAGUGCUACCAACAGUGCCACCAUGCAGCCGUCAAACAGAAAUAUAAUCCAGUUUAAGGGGAAAACCAAACUGGAAUUUUGGGGUUGAAUUUUUCUGGCAUAAUUUGAGAGCACACAUUUUCAGUCUGGAAGCAGGAUUUCAUGUCUUUUGUUCUCAAAACUUUUAAAACUUGUGCUUACAUUUUCAGUCUGAAAGCAGGACUUUGUCUUUCUCCUCAAAAAUUUGUAAUGUUUGUACUCAAAACUUUUGCUCUCUUUAAAAUAUUCUGACCUCUCUCAAACCUUUUUCCUCAGACUUGUCUGUUCGGAUCAAAUCUCCACUUACAAACCUCUCUGCUUGCUUUCAAAUCAUUUUCUGCUCUCUCAAAGCAAAAAGUACCGUUGCCUGGCAAUGUUCCAGCCUAUAGAAUGAAAGUGUUAUACUGGGUUGUCCUCAAGGGUGCGUUUGUUUCCUUUUAGAGGGUGUCCCUGUGUGGCCAUGUAUCUGUCUAGAUAUCUAUCUAUACAGACAAAUAAGAACGGUUGAUCUAGAUAGAUGGAUAUUAACCAUCAAACUGAUACAAAUCAACAGCCGUUCUUUUGAAAGCAGGCGGUGACUCUUUAAAGUGUAACUCACCUUUCAAGACUCUCUUUUUGGCCAGGAAACUCCCCACAGAAGCCAACAGCAUUGCAGACUCACUCCUAAAGUCACUUCAGAAAUGAUCUAACUCCUGGUUUUGAACUGGAGGAUGUAGACACACACACACU